AGCCCACCACUCAAUAUGGUAAACGUUCACAAAGGUGUCCUUGUUGAAUGCGACCCUGCUAUGAAGCAAUUCCUUCUGUAUCUGGAUGAGACCAUGGCCUUGGGGAAGAAGUUCAUCCUGAAGGACUUGGAUGACACGCACGUCUUUAUAACAACUGACGUGGUCCAGACGCUACAGGAGAGAGUGGGGAAGCUCAUCGACCAGAACUCCUUCACCAUCACACAAAAAUGA
This is a messenger RNA of Nerophis lumbriciformis (worm pipefish), 231 nucleotides long. The record is from RefSeq and is a predicted model, not a curated record. Lineage: Eukaryota; Metazoa; Chordata; Actinopteri; Syngnathiformes; Syngnathidae.